CUUCGGUAGUGUUGCAGCUCUUUUAGAAUUUGUCUAGUAGGUUUUCCGGUGUUUACCGGGAAGCCCUUGCUUUCUGUUUGGAAAAAAGUUAUAUUUAAAGAGGGAGAAACAAUAGCUUGUUUGUUUCUUGUUCGCCGGGCUCGUGGGCAGAAACUCGCUGCCUUUUUGUUUCCGCCCUGCAAGCCCGGUAGCUGGUAACAAAUUUGUUGCGUUUCGGCCCUGGAUGCUGACGCGCGGCUUCCGGAAUCGGAAAGCAGCUUCCUCUCUGAGCGCGGCGGCGACCGCGGGUCUCAGAAGCUGGAGCUAAGCGUGCAACCCUGUUGAGCAUCCUAUGGCGUCGGGUCCCGCGCAACCCGCGGCCUUAAGCGCCGAGCAGGCCAAGGUGGUCCUAGCUGAGGUGAUCCAGGCGUUUGCGGCACCGGAGAACGCGGUGCGCAUGGAAGAGGCUCGGGACAAUGCUUGCAACGACAUGGGCAAGAUGCUGCAGUUCGUGCUUCCCGUAGCUACGCAGAUCCAGCAGGAGGUCCUCAAAGCUUACGGCUUCAGCUGCGAUGGGGAAGGUGUCCUGAAGUUUGCCAGACUGGUGAAGUCCUAUGAGGCUCAAGAUCCUGAGAUAGCCAGUUUGUCUGGAAAAUUGAAGGCCCUGUUUCUGCCACCCAUGACUCUGCCCCCCCAUGGGCCUGGAUUAGGGGGCAGUGUGGCAGCCUCCUGAGGGAGAACCUUAUCUGUCACAGUCACAACUACUUUGGAAGGGAAAUGUGCCAAUCAUCCUGGAACUCUUGUACCACUGGCCGUGCCUGGUGCAUAAUAAAUAUUGUUGAUGCUUGGUCUCA
This is a messenger RNA of Dromiciops gliroides (monito del monte), 833 nucleotides long. RefSeq names its product chromosome 5 C12orf57 homolog (gene C5H12orf57). The transcript is spliced from 3 exons. Lineage: Eukaryota; Metazoa; Chordata; Mammalia; Microbiotheria; Microbiotheriidae. The record is from RefSeq and is a predicted model, not a curated record. The coding region runs from base 332 to 712 and encodes 126 amino acids. Gene Ontology annotation, biological process: post-embryonic development.